Messenger RNA from Trichosurus vulpecula (common brushtail), 216 nucleotides. RefSeq names its product protein kish-A-like. The record is from RefSeq and is a predicted model, not a curated record. Lineage: Eukaryota; Metazoa; Chordata; Mammalia; Diprotodontia; Phalangeridae. Gene Ontology annotation, biological process: intracellular transport; protein secretion.
AUGUAUGCCAUUUUCAAAUUUCAGAGCCUACUGACAAUAAUCUUGUUGUUUAUAUGUAUUUGUGCAUAUAUCCCACCCUUGGCUCCUAGCCUCUUGGACAAAAAUAAAAGUGAAUCGUUGGGUAUAUUUAGGAAGUGUGUCAGAAUUGGUGGAUGAAAGUGUCUCUAUGUAGCAAUAUGCUAAGUAAUGACUUUCAGCAUCUUGUUCAUCCAGUAG